Molecule: messenger RNA, 2244 nt
Organism: Symbiodinium natans
Lineage: Eukaryota; Dinophyceae; Suessiales; Symbiodiniaceae
Source: the annotation of a GenBank genome assembly
AUGAGCCAAGUAGUGAAGGACGAGUCUGCAUCUCGGAUCACGCGGGCAACUGCCGUUGCACCAGGUUGGCAGAUCCUGCCAGAACUGCGCCGCGUCUCUGUGGAGUUGGUGGGUUCCAACCAGGCGGCUGGUGCAAUCUCCGACCUCCGCCUCGCGUUCGUGCCCGAGAGCCCAGCUGUUGCUGCCCGACUGGUUGCUGAAUCCCCACCGGAUCUGUCUUUCGAUGGUUCCGAGGUCCGAGCUCCGGCCUCGAAAGGCUUGGGAACGGCUGGCCGAGUCAUCGUUCUCAGUGGCCUGAGCCUUGUGGUGGGCGUGGAAGCCUCCGUUUUCGUCACCUCGGUGCAGCUUGGUCGGGGCGGAGGACAGACAAUCUUCACGCUUCACACGUUUAGCACCUCGACGCUGUCGCGCUUGGCUGACGAGCGCCUGAACUUCCCGGGCUACUUUCAAGCUGGGAAUGUCCUGGUCGAGGGAAGCCUCCAGGGUGGACACGCAAGCACCUCGAACCCUCUGCUGCAAAACCUGCCGCCACGGGCUUUGGAAGUGGGGGUGGUCACGCUGGGCCUUGUCUUUUCGUUGGCGGUUUCGACCGGGGACACCCUGCUGGUGACCUGCCGCGGCACGGGUGCGUAUAGGCUGCUGGUGGAUGAGCUGCUGACCAUGCGAGUGCUCGGCUUUGAGCUUUCCGGGGCGGCCGGGCUUUCGCUGCCUCUGCUGGCUGCGAAUCGUGGUGAUCACGAGAUCGCCUUGCAAUUCCUGGGAGCAGAAGGUCUCAACUCGACGCUGAUCCAGUCAGCCCAGUUCGCAGAGCUCACCUUCCAGGUGCUCCCAAGUUCGGGGGUGAACACCUGGAUGAUUGCAACCUACAGCCGGGGAGCUGUCAGCAACACGAAUGACGGCAACUUCGCUGGCUUCCAACCCGUGCUGCAGCUCACAGUGGAGUUGGCGCCCGAGCGCUCACCGCCCAACGCGCUCAUUGCCGUCAAUCUCCAGGUGUCCUCCGACCUCGGCCCCCUAGCCACGCAGUUGAUGCUGGUGGCACCGCCGGGCUUUUCCUUCCCGACGCUCUGCGGAGAGCUUUGCUCUUCAUUCGGAGAGUUCUUCGAGGGCACGGGCCGCCCUGUCGCGAGCCUCCUCACCACGGCAGCUGCAGGCUUGUUGAACCAGCAGCUGGUCUUCAACAUCCAAACCCCACUCCGGACGCCGCAGGUCCUCACAUGGCUGGUGCAGGCGUUCGAUCCAGCUGGAAACAUCCUGGGCUGGGGCCCAGCAGAUGGCUUCAAGGUGAACCAGAUGCGCGAUGCUCAAGUACUAUAUGGCGGUGUGCCAGGCCUUCAGAAUGCCCAGCUCGCCUUUGUGUUCACAUUGGAAACGCCAUCAUUGGAUGGUACCUUCCGGAUCGUGGAAGUGAUCGCUCCAUCAGAGAUCCUGCUGUCCUGUGACACACUGCAGCAUUUGACGCUGCCGGCUGCUGUGUGCGCUGAGCAGGGACCUGGCUUUGCACGGCUGGACUUGGACGAGUCAUUGCAGCCAGGCACCUUCUCCUUCACAGUCACUGGCGAUCUUCCCAGCCAAACUCCACAGCAGAAUUUCUUCUCUAUCGUCAUCCGGCGGUCGCCCAGUGAGCAUGUGGUCGAUGCUGCCUUCGACUUUGUUGGCUGGCAGAUUCAAGAUGUUUCGAUCUCACAGCCGGUCCUGGCAUGGUCCACGGCCGGCUUCCGGGAGAUCUCCACCGUGACCAUCUCCUUUGCCGUGCAGUUGGCCACUGCCAUGCUCAGGGCGUUGUUGAUCAGCUUGCCCCCUGGCUAUCAACACCGGGUGCGGAGCGUGGAAGAGUUCAAGGUCUCAAACCAGCGACUGCCACUGCUGAAGGGCUCCACAGACUGGCUGGACAUGUCGGUUUUGGAUCGCAUCCUUAUCUCCUUGGAGCCGAAGGACCCUGCAGUGGACAUCGGCAGCUACAUGUUCACGUUUCCGGUUGAGCUGCCGACUGCUGCCCAACUGCCCGCCGUGAACCUCUGGCAGCUGAGCUUCUGCAAGAGCCGCUAUUGUGUUCACCCCAAGGACGAGGCAGUGCUCGUCUCCUUCCCCAUCGCCGGCUUCCUACCAGGCGAGGUUUCUGUGCUGGAGCAGCGUCGACAGAAGCUCGCGCAGGAGGAAACUGGGGUUCCAGAGACAGCUUCCGCCAGCACGAUGCGCUGGAGCCUCGCCUUGGUCCUUGCAGCGAAGCUUCAAGUUUUCUAA